AUGGGAUCAAUCACCACUCCAGACCAUGGCACCAAGUUUGUCUUAACAGCGGAAGCUUUGAACAAGGCUCUGCCAAAUAUGCAUCCUUCCACAAGAGCUGUCCACGCCGACGAUUUCGUUACCCCUCAUAGAGCUAUUGCUCCGGGAAUGCACACAGCAGUGAAUUUCCGAUAUGCGCGAGACCCGGAAGACCUAGUUCCAGAGGAGAACAAAGACCCAAAUGCUCCAGAUGAUUCUCACGUCUAUUCCCGAUACACUGCACCAAACUCCAAGCGUCUCGAGGUCUUGCUUCGAAGCCUUAUGGGCGGAGAAGUGAUUACUUAUUCCACCGGACUUUCUGCCUUCCAUGCGAUGGUCAUACUGAUCAAUCCCAAGAAAAUAUUUAUUGGUGAUGGAUAUCAUGGAUGCCAUGGUGUUUUGGAUAUCAUCCAGCGAUUGACGGGUAUUCAAAAGCUAGAGUUGACUGAUGUUGACCAAGCCGUCCCUGGCGAUAUAAUUCAUGUCGAAACGCCUUUGAACCCAACUGGCGAAGCUCGGAAUCUAGCAUAUUAUCGGGCGAAAGCAACAGAAAAAGGCGCAUAUCUGACUGUCGACGCAACAUUUGCCCCUCCGCCACUCCAGAACCCUCUGGACCUUGGCGCCGAUGUUGUGAUGCACAGUGGAACAAAGUAUGUGGGCGGUCACUCUGAUAUGCUCUGCGGUCUUCUCGUACUUGCUGAGGAACGUGUAAAACAAGGAUGGCUGAAGACACUGCACAAGGAUCGCCAAUAUAUUGGUAGUGUCAUGGGCAGCUUUGAGGGGUGGCUGGGUAUUCGGUCUGCUCGCACUAUGCAGCUUCGUGUCAUGCGACAGGCAGAAACGGCGCAGAAACUUGCAAGUUGGCUGCAAGAGCAACUUUCAGACCCGAAGUCAUCAGUUGGAAAGGUUUUAAGCCACGUUCAACAUGCCUCGCUGCAAAAGGAUGAUCUGGAGAAUGGCUGGCUUCAAAAGCAGAUGCCUGGAGGCUUCGGGCCAGUUUUCUCGAUCUGGGCUCACAAUCCAGAGCAUGCUCGUCGAUUGCCUAGUAGAAUGUAUGUUUUUCAGCAUGCUACUAGUCUGGGAGGAGUUGAAAGUCUGAUGGAAUGGCGAGCUAUGAGCGAUGCUGGCUGCGACAAGCGACUUCUGCGAGUCAGCUGUGGUAUUGAAGAAUUCGAAGAUUUGAAAGCGGACAUUCUGCAAGGAUUUGAGUCGCUUCUGCGCGAUUUUUCUUAG
Messenger RNA from Penicillium angulare, 1251 nucleotides. RefSeq names its product cystathionine beta-lyase. The transcript is spliced from 2 exons. Lineage: Eukaryota; Fungi; Ascomycota; Eurotiomycetes; Eurotiales; Aspergillaceae. Bases 1 to 1251 code for a protein of 416 amino acids. The record is from RefSeq and is a predicted model, not a curated record. Gene Ontology annotation, biological process: transsulfuration. Gene Ontology annotation, cellular component: cytoplasm. Gene Ontology annotation, molecular function: pyridoxal phosphate binding; carbon-sulfur lyase activity.